Prionailurus viverrinus (fishing cat) is the source of this 6418-nucleotide messenger RNA. RefSeq names its product ankyrin repeat domain-containing protein 39. Gene Ontology annotation, cellular component: nucleus. Gene Ontology annotation, biological process: positive regulation of transcription by RNA polymerase II. The record is from RefSeq and is a predicted model, not a curated record. Bases 4267 to 4845 code for a protein of 192 amino acids. The transcript is spliced from 8 exons. NCBI's taxonomy places the organism in Eukaryota, Metazoa, Chordata, Mammalia, Carnivora, Felidae. Gene Ontology annotation, molecular function: protein binding; transcription cis-regulatory region binding.
CCUUCUGCUGUCUUAGGCUGCCAUGCAAGGGUACACAGACUAGCCCUCCCAUCCCCUGCCUUGGUCAGCAUCCAUGCUGCAGGGUGGGAAACUAAGGCCUGAAGAGCCCCAUUCUGGCCACUGUGGAAGUGAGGGAGUAGAUCUCGUGGGGCUGUAAGUGCUUACGCCUGGACAGAUGAUCAUAUUCUAAAUUAGUUCAUGUGGAAACAUCUAUCCCUUGGAAAAAAUAAAGUUGUGUCCUUACCUCAUCCCAUGUUCAAAAAUAAAUUUCAAGUAAAGACGUAAGUAUAAAAACAGAAUUAUGUAAGUAUUAGAAGAAACCACGGAAUAGAUGACAAAAGCCACUUUCUGGCUGAGUGCCCUUGGAAAAAGUCACUCCACCCAUCUGUCCCGGCUUCCUCAUCUGUAAGGUGAGGAUGACUAUAAUACGGCCUGCCUUAAGGGCCUUGCGGAGAUUCAAUGAAUGAAUCUAUGGAGAGCACUAGAGAGUGUGCUGGGCACAUUGCAAGCAGUGUAUUUGGAGGACCCACUUCCUCAACUUGCAUUAGUUUUAACAAUCUGCUAGAUUAAAAGUGUUCUUGCUUUAUUUUGCAUUGCUGAUUAUCAGUGAAGUUGACCACCUGUUUUCUCUGAACUUCCUGUCCAUACCUAUUGCCUAUUUAAAGACUUUCUUCCUUUGAUUGAUUCAUAGGAGUUUGUAUAUUCUGGAUAUUAAUAUUGUGGUUUUUUUCUUUCUUACUAUCACUUUGUUGGUAUCUGCUCAUGGAAAUUGGUACACCUGCUGUAGACGGCAGUUUGACAAUAUCAAAACUUAAGUGAGUAGGGCCAAUAAUUUGAUUUCUCUGUAGCUACUUAGAGAAAUAUCCAUAAAUACAAAGAAGUUUACUUACAGAGACGUUUACAGAGUUGUGCAUUGGAGCAUGUAGUGUAAUUUAAAAAAAAAAAAGGAAGGGAGGGAGACAAGCUAAAUUCUCUCUGUUAGGGCAAUGAUUAAAUUCUGGGACGUGUCAUUUGGGGGAAGUGUAGCAGAGUGCAGUGUAGGCUAAUGUGGAAAGUGUGCUGAGUUGGGAUCACAGUGUGAUGUCUCUUAAAACGUGGCUAUAAAAACAUGACUGUACAUCCACAAGACAUAGAGGAAAAGAGUCAGGAUAUAUACAACACCGGUACACAUGGUAUCGCCUGGGCCACUGUGGCAAGAGUGGUUCAUCAAGUGCAUCUUGAGUUUUGUUUAUCUUCCAGUUUUUUAUAAGGAGUAAUUUCUUGGUAAGAGUUCAUACCAGUUAAUUUCAUGUGGAAGAAACUAGUUUUACUGGUGAGAGUUUGAGUCAGUGGCAGACAAUUGAGUCCAGAACUGACAUCUUGUCUUAUCUUACUUACCCUCACUCUAGGUAACUCCCCCUUUGCAUUCUCAAAGGCAAGAAAUCACCCUAGACAAAAACCCCUGGUACAUAAGGACCAAGUUUCUUUAAAAACCUCCAGGUUCCCUAAGUUUCAAAACUUGAAUGUAUUUACCAAGAAGCCAGCUGUGGGUGGAACCAUUCCCAGCCCUUUGGGGCCUUGGGCUGUCCUUGACCUGUAGUUCUUCCCUCCCUCUGGUUCAGGUCAUCUCUACUCAUGUAGCUCCAAUUCUGGAAUCUUAUUUACUACCUAUCAGAUUUCCUUUCAAAGGUCAAAGCAGAAUUCAAGGCACAGCUGGGUGAAGGGCAUGCUUGGCAUCUUAAAGAGAAUUAGGAAGUUUGACUUUGGUGGCUUGAGACAGAUUGCUUUGUGACUGGAUUAAUGGUUGACAUUCCGUACUUGGACCUGGAGCGGAUCUCAGUUCAGCUUCCAUGUGGAAAGGCAUGCUCCCUGCCAGGAGGGCGUUGGGUAGGGGACCUGCAUGUGUGGGACUUGGCUUUUCAAGAGGCAUGAGGUGCUGAUGACAGGCUGGACUUGGCCCCUGGUGGUGGUAUAAUUUAAAACACUGACUCUCAGAGUGGUGAGGGAGAAGAAACAGGAACUAUAAGGGAGAAGUGAGGGCCACCUGGGGAAAAAAACCAGCAAGAGUAGGGAGGGCAGUCUUGAAACUGGGAGUGGGAGGUCGCUUGAAGCCUGAUUUCCUCCUGUAGAUGCCAUGAGGAUUCCUGAUGCAGAGGUCAGCCUCUUAGGGCUGUCCUUCCGGAGAUAUCCUCUAGGAUUCUGGCCUCCUUUUGCUUAGGACAGGCUGGCUGGGUUUUUUAGGAUCUCAGGCAGCUAGACCUGCAGCAACAUGGAGGAUCACGCUUAACUCUUCUCUAGUGGCCCAAGCACCCCUGCAUCCGUUUAUUGGUUGGACCACUCCUGAGCAGGUGCAGGAGACUGGGUGUCUGAGAGUGCACCUGACUCAGCAGAAAGCAGUUCCUGCUGCCUUCAGCGGGCUAUACGCCCACACUGGUAUUUUGGUCAGUGUUACAGAACCACUGAGCUAUCUGGCCCAGGCAAAAGCCUCUGGCCUGCCCUGCCCCCAGGAGCUAGCUCUCUAUAAAAGGGCUGAGCCACUCAGCUCCUCUCACUGGGGGUGUGAAGAGCAGGGGGGACCAUGGAUGUCAUCAGCAUCCAGCAGUUGGUAAGAACAAGGGGCAGAGGGGAGGGAGGCCAGGCGAUUGUCUAGACUGCAGGCUAGCUCGGCAGAACGAGGAGGUCCAGCUAAAGGAGGGCAGGCAGCUUCUGUGGUCUAAGGAUCAGGUUUUAGGAGCAGAAAUAUGCGGUGGUUUUCUGGUGUGGCAGCCCAGUUCUGUGAGGUAGCGAGAGAGGGAAGCAAUGGGAAGAUGCUGAGUGAUGGCAGAUGUGACAGCCCUCAAGUUUAGUGAGUUUUCCUCUGGACUGUGAUGGUAAAAGAGAAAUUGGAAGUGGUAGGUUACUUUGGAAGACAUGAGUGUAGCUGGGGUGUGGGUUUAGUUCAGCUGCUAGGAUAACCAUCACUCUGGAAAUGGUCCAGAGGGUCUGGCUGCCUUGCUUGGGGUAGAGGAAGGGUGCUCUCGAGUUCCCAGGCAGUGAGAGAAGCGGUGACACCAGUGACACUUAGGGUUGUCUGUUUUGGUGAGGCAAGGCACGGGAGGCCCAGGACUCAGGUUGCCCAGUAAGCUCCUCUGCAGGCCAGUGCUUUGGCGGGCCCAGCCCAGUGCAGCCUCUGCUGGGAAGUGGGUUGCAGGGCUUGAGGAAAGUUAGGUUGCCAGCGUUUACUAGUUAGUUCUGCAUGCUGGGAGCCCUAGGCUCUGCCAUCUGUCAUCCCGUUUCCCCUCUCCCCCAGUAUCCUUAUUCCUCAGUGCUCCCCAGCUCUUGAACCCCCAGCGGGUGCGGGGGAUAAGAACAGAUCAUGAUAUGGUGGGUUCUGCCCCAGCAGAGUCCCAGUACUUAGUUUCCUCCUCAGCCUCGUGAGCUAAUUGCUAGUGUUACCCCCAUUCUAGUGAUGAAGAAACAGAACUUCACAAGAGCCAAGAUUUAAACCCAGGAGUUCACAAUUUUACCCAUGAGGCAUGUCCUCUGUCCUUCUGAGCACGGGGUUAGAUGGCAGUAUGGUGUGGUCUGGUAGGAAUGUAAGGACGAUGGCCCAGGAGGGAAGCUGAGGUGUCACCUACCCUGAGCAUACCUGGACACAAGCCCAGCAGUAUAAAUAGAUGUGGCGUCACGCCCCUGACCCUGUGUCCUGCUGACAGGACAGGGUAGGCGGCAGUUAUCCUGGGCCCCAGGCAACACUAUAGUAGGUGAGAGCCAACAUCCACGGGUGGCAGGGAGCAUGCCAGCAGAGCACCAGGAAACUGCGAAGGGUCAGACCACCCUGACGUCCACAACACUAAUCUCUGUAGGUCUGCUCUUCCCAGGAUCCCUGUACUGCACUGCUGUCUUCUAAGGACUCUUCAUUUUUCUGAGUGUUUAUCCUUAUCCUGCUCCUACAGGUAUGUGGAGAAAGAGUUGAAAGGAAAGCAUUGGGAUGUGGACAUGGCGUUGCUGAUUGUGGAGGCGGGCCCAGAGCCUGGAGGCUGGGAGCCCAAGAGGCCGUGGCCCGGGAGCAGUGGAAACUCGAAGAAGAGAAGAAGAAGAAAGUGAGCAGUGCUGGGGGCCCAGCAGGUGCCAACGCCAAGGCUUGAGAGAUUGAACAACUCCAGACUGAAUCUGGAGACUCUGGCUGACUUGGAAAACUUGGUUCAAAGACGGAGAAAACGACUGAAACGCAGAGUCCCCCCUAGGGCACCUGAGCCCACGGUUAAGCUGCAGCCCCAGGCCCAGCUGGAGUCUGUGGACCUGGAGAUGUUCCUGAAGGCAGCUGCUGAGAACCAGGAGACCCUGAUUGACAAGUACCUGACAGAUGGAGGGGACCCUAAUGCCCAUGACAAGCUGCACCGCACAGCCUUGCACUGGGCCUGUUUGAAGGGUCACAGCCAGCUCGUGAACAAGCUGUUGGAGGCAGGUGCCACUGUGGAUGCUCGCGACUUGCUGGACAGGACACCUGUGUUCUGGGCCUGCCGUGGAGGACACCUGGACAUCCUCAAACAGCUGCUUAACCAGGGAGCCCAGGUCAACGCCCGGGACAAGAUCUGGAGCACCCCCCUGCAUGUGGCCGUGCGCACGAAACACUGUGACUGCCUGGAGCAUCUCAUUGCAUGUGGAGCCCACAUUGACGCACAGGAUAAGGAAGGGGACACAGCUCUACACGAGGCUGUGCGGCAUGGCCACUACAAAGCCAUGAAGGUACUGCUGCUCUAUGGAGCCAAGCUGGGCGUGCAAAAUGUGGCCUCAGUGACCCCGGUGCAGCUAGCACGAGACUGGCAGCGGGGCAUCCGGGAAGCUCUGCAGGCCCAUGUUGGGCAUCCCCGCACCCGGUACUAGUGACAGCAGACCUGCAGGGUCACUUCACAGCCACCAUUCCAUCCCCUUUACCUCCCAUCCUUAUGUCUUGUCAUCUGCACCCCUCUGUGGGUCUCACCUCAGUCCUUAUUCCUCUGUCCUGGGACUGCUUCCUCAGGCCAGUCCUAACAGGACUGAGCAGCAGCACUGAGGCCAGCAGGUGAAUAAAGCAGGCCUCCCUGGCUGACUUGUUUCCUGCCAGGGCACCAGCUAGGAAGGGCUGACGCAGAGGACCACAGGGAAGCAGGGAACAAAGUGGGUCCAGAUGAGGAACAGUGUAGGGAGAGUGGGAAUCCAGGAUGGAGCGAAAAAUAAGUCCUAAACCUUGAGCUGCCCAGGGUUGGGUACUAGGUGUCCUUGGUGUCCCCUGAUCCUCAGUCUGGGAGACUGUGUCCCUCCCUCCGCGAGGGAGAGGGGGGCAGGGAUUCAGUACAUGGCUUGUGGCUGCCCUGGGGCAGGGGUUUCUCUGGGGAAUUCCAUUCCUAUCAGCAGCAACCCUGAUAGCAUGUGGAGUGGCUCUAGACAACUUUGGCCUUAGGGAUUCUGGAGGUGGGUCUGGCAGUCUGGAGGGGACGCUCAAUAGGUUUGAGGCCCCACUGCAGAAGUCCAGUACCAACCUGGUUGCCUCAGAAGCCCUAAGACUGAGGAGCUAGAGCUGAUGUUUAUUUUAGGGAAACUUUGUGCCUACUGCCUCAGGGCUUUGGUCAGCCUGCCUGCCGCUCUCUAGUUGACCAGCUGGUGGCGCCUCUGGUAAGGGUGAAGUGCCUGGGAGCUGGGGAUUGCUUGUGGCCCACCCAGCUUUUGGGGUGGUGGCCCGUAACCCUACUUACUUUGCCUCAGGCAACAUCGCCCUGGCACUAGAGCUUGAGCCUGAACCUUGCAGCUGCACCUGCUUUGCUUUCUCCCACCACUGAGGCGGGACAUCGAGGAGCUGGUGGCUCAGCCCUGGAGGGGAAGCAGAGGAGAGUGAGGAGCACACCUGCUGCUUUCCCUCCUCUGCUAAGUGGUGGCAGAUUUAGGACCCAGCUUCCCACGAGCUCUCCUGAAGGUCCCUUCCUUUCACUGCCUUUUCCGCUCCAUGGCGCACUGGCGCAGACCCGUACUGCUGGCAGGGCUGGGUCCUGAACUGGCAGAAAAUGAAUUUUAAGGAACUUUGCCCUAAAUGGAGAACUACAAGUUGAGGCCCCAGCUUUAAGAUGAAGGGUCAGCCUCCCUCACAUACAUAAGGUACCUGUAUUGACAUCCAUUUUGCAGUUCUUUCUAGUCUAACAUUGGUGGCCUUCUCGGGCCAAGCACAAGGCUAUUCUUAGGAUGUGAAAAAGCGACUAGAGCUCCCACCGGGGGCCACACACCUUCCCUUCUCACGGACAGCCCCUGCCCUGUGGUGAACUGUAAGGACAGUUCGCCCAGGUGCCAGAGCCAUAUGAGAAAUAGGUAUUCAAGUCCAUGGAGAAGACGACCCCCCAUCUAGAAAAUGGGGACCCUUACUUGACAGACAAAACACCAUUUUAUACGCAUCAAUAUUUUUUGUUCAUUAAAACUGGUUGACUAUCCA